AUGAAUCGAGCGGGAGGGAACGGAUUCUUCAGCGACCCAGAAACGGACGACACGCUUCGAAAUAUUAGACGAGAGUAUCUGGCAUCCAAGAAAAACCUACAAGAACUGCUCAUUACCAGCCCUACCGGUGUCAGAACUAGACCAGUGCAAGUGCCAACACCACCAACGGAUGGAUCUCGAAAAAUGACCAAAUUGAACGACGAUCAUCUGCGGUUGCAAUUGCGAGAAGGCUUGAAAUCGGACCUUGGUGCACCUCGUCCGGCAUCAGCGUCUUACAGACCACUCAAAGACACGGUUCCAGCACAAUACACAGAAAUAGAGAGUCUGCGAACGCUGUUCUACGACCAACAGCGUCGCAUUGACCACUUACAGCGGGGCUUCGAGUCACAGGGAGCGCGAAACGCAGCGUUGCACGAUCGUAUCUACUUUUUAGAAAGAACUGUGGCAAAGCUAGAAGCAGAACUAGACAGCAGAUCGCACGCUACCGAUUUGUAUGAGGCUCCACCGGGCUCUUAUUCAACAAGAAAUGCUCCAGCGUUCGAUUUUCAAGAUCGCGACAACACGAGAGCGUUGCUGGAUCCUCAGACCACCGAUAGGCCCACCAAAAGACAAAUUUCAAACUACGAAGACAGUACUACGAGGCUGAUUCAGCUGGCUCAGGGCUCAAACCGAUGGUAG
Messenger RNA from Lachancea meyersii CBS 8951, 678 nucleotides. NCBI's taxonomy places the organism in Eukaryota, Fungi, Ascomycota, Saccharomycetes, Saccharomycetales, Saccharomycetaceae. The record is from the annotation of a GenBank genome assembly.